Cryphonectria parasitica EP155 is the source of this 2301-nucleotide messenger RNA. RefSeq lists its product as uncharacterized. The record is from RefSeq and is a predicted model, not a curated record. The transcript has 2 exons. The coding region runs from base 471 to 1847 and encodes 458 amino acids. Lineage: Eukaryota; Fungi; Ascomycota; Sordariomycetes; Diaporthales; Cryphonectriaceae.
GCAACCCUUUGGUACACACAAGGUGACACUCGCUACUCUGCUCUGCCUCUCUGCCUUUUUUCUUCUUCAUUUCUUCUUUCUCUUGCUCGUCUUUCCCCCUCCCUCCUCAACCUCCUCCUUCGAGACGAUCAUCAGUUGCUUGUUGUGUAGCAUUAUGGCCGCAGCCCUUUAAGACAAGAAGGGCAUUUUCUCAGCCGCGACCCUUAGCAUUCAUUGCGCCCUCUUCUUCAAAGGCCUACCAUCGGGACCACCAUUUCCUCCACUGCGGCUGAGCAGGCAUCACGUAUCAUAUGCCAAUUAGCGAACCACCCCGCCUCAAUCCGGCCCCCCCCUCCCUCCCCGACAGAACCAGGAACCUCAACCAAAAGCUCCUUUCUCAGGGAAGAAGGGCAGAAUCUCGCUAUCCUCUUAUAGAAUUCUCAUUCCAAAGACAUUUCUUUGCUUCUUGACGUCUUGCAACUUCAAUCAUCAUGUUGCGGAAAAAAGAGGUCUUCACCAUCAUCACGCCCAUCCCGGGCUUCAUCCCCCGCCAGCUGGCGAUCGAUAUCCUCCACAGCCAUUCCGAGGUCAUCGCGGUGAAUCCUCUGGUUCUGGACCACAAGCCCAUCAAGGCGCCUCGGAAUGCCGCCGCGGACGAGUACUACUCGACAUGGUACGAGAUCUCGCAAAAGAUCCAGUUCGUCCCUGGGAUAGGGAAGAUUGGGUCGGGCAAGAUCAGCUUCAACGGCUGCUUCCAUGACAUGCCCUGGGGCCUGCAGACGCACAUCUAUGCACCCAUGAACGUGGACCUGAAGAACCGCUACCGCAUCGCCGGCAACCAACCCGGCAUCGAGCCUCCCGAACCCCAGGAGCUUGGGUUGGGCGGCGCCCCCAGCGACGGGCUGUACCUCAAGGACGACGUCGAGAUCAAGUGCAACGUCGCCAUGGUCAGCUUCGUCAAGAGCCAGCUCAAGACAGCCUCCAAGGAGAUGGUCGACCGCAUCAUCAGGAAGGCCGAGCUCCUGGACCGCGGCGACCUGCACGCCAUGAUCGAGAACGGCAAGCUGCGCACCAUCAACCCCAACGACAGGACCAACACCAUCACCUCGAGCGGCUCCAUGUCGCCUCCCCCGCAGCACUCACCGACUUUCAAGGACCGCACCGGCACCAUCUCUCCCGAGCCUAGGCCCUACCAGGUCCCCCGCCCGUCAUCCUACCAGCAGUUUGCCGGCAACAGGCAUCCACAAGCCGACCAGAAUGCUCAGAGCCCUCACUGGUCCGCCCCCUACGGCGGCAUCCACCAGGCGCCCUCGCAGCGCCAGAAGGCCCCUGCUCCCCUGGUGGCGCACGCCGAACUGCCCGCUGCAACCCCGACACCGCCCGCCGCCGCCGUGGAGAUGCCCGGCGACUUCUGCUACCCGCCGCAGGCUUCACCAGGCUUCGCACCUCCGCAGCCGUCACCCACCUACACCUCAGACCGCGAGUCCAAUUUUUCUUUGCAGUCGUCGCGGGCAUCACCGCAGCCGCUGCAGCACGCGAGGUGGUCCCAGGGCUCUGAGACGUCGGGAGGCAGCAGCGCCAUGUACUCGCCGGGCCUGCCACCCGAGCACCUGCCCACCCACGACGAGGCGCCCGAGCAGGAGCACGCCUUCAACAAUAUCUAUAGCAAGAACCAAAACAACAAUGCAAAAAACAACGAUGGCGAGGCGCCGCCACCGAACUGGGAUGCCGUCGCCGCACGCCGCGCACAGUAUGUGACGAGCACGCCGCCGCCGUCGUCGAGGUCGUAUGCGUACAACCCAGCCGACUACGCAAACGUGAGAAGAGGCUCGCCGAUGGGGACGGCGACUUAUGGCCAGAACCAGUGAAGCAACAAGGGCUGAUGGAGGAAGAUGUGAAUGAGUUGACGUUGUUUUUGCCCCUCUCCCUUCGGUGUCAGAACUUGGAGAGAAACCAGGCGACAUGACAAUGACUGGCGUGUGUGUGUGUGUGUGUGUGUAUGGAGCGCCAGUCUCUCGUUUGGUGUUCUGGCGUUUCGGGAACUCAUGAAGGAUCUGUGAUUAUGAUAUAUGGGGUCAGGCUGCUGGAAGAACGAUGGGAGUUGGCUCUCUGAAACUUGAUAUCCAAAUACUUCUCUCGGCGUUCUUUCAAACAUCCAAGACUUGCUUUUUUCUUUCUUCUUUCCCCCGUCAAUGGCGUCAAUUGGAAAGAGCCUGGAACUUGGCGACGGCAGUGGCAACGCGAUGACCAGUUAGUUGGUGGCUGGACAAUAUUAUGAUUCUAUGUCUAUAUUCUACGAAUUCAACCAGAAACUUUGGACUU